GUAUUGGUCAAGGGCCUGGAUUACACAAGAAGUUAUCUUUGCUCGAAGUGCUUCGAUUAUGACCGACAAAAUCCGCGCCAGAAGCGACCAACUCAAACCAUUAUUUUUCCUCAGAUCGAUUCUUCCACUCGACUUUUGAACGUUGAACCUGGCGAAGAUGUCAACCAGUUGACAAUAAGAUCCUUCAAGUAUCUUGAGAGCAUCAUCUGGCCUAUGGCUCGAACCAAACGACGCAAAAUGAUCAAUCUCUUCAACGGGUACCCUGGAAGAGACAGCCAGCUUGUCCGAGAUCGCCUGUAUUCCCUGACAUCCCUAUCUUCAGACGCGGAAUCUAUCCCAGUGGACUAUGCAAUAUCGGAUCACACAUUUUUCGCAAAGGUAGUAGUGGCACUGCACGAUACCAUGAGUUGCAUGUGCUCGGUGGCUCUCGCCGCCAAUACACUCCACUACGCAGCUACAGGAGGCAUUGUCAAGGCAGGUGAGGAAGAGCAUCUAUUCAAACUUACGGCAUAUCAUUCAGGCAGCGAUGAUGUCUGGAUGUUGCCCGAGACGCGACGCAUCUGUUCGAUCUACAGAGAGAGCAUAUCGGCGGAAAGCUACCCCACGUUCUGUCUUAAGAAUAUCUGCGCCAAGAUGAUAGGCCACCUUGUACUAGAGACUGGAAUAACACCAGGGAGGCCAGAGAAUAUGAAAUCUCUUCGACUCGAAAUUAGAGGCCGCCGUCACAAUGUUGAAAUCAGUAGCACGGUGCCAUGGCUGCGACGCGAUAUCCGUAAGUUUGACAUUUGGUUUGGUGUUAGUGAGCUUCUCUACCUCGUCCGCACGGCAUCCGUUGGCACCACACAUGCAGGCGAAAAUCUCUGUUCUCAAGGGCUACAAGGAAAAGGCUAUUUGGGCUUGUGUAACGAGCGCAGGCAACUCAGCGUGUCUGCUUUUGGAGUCAGAGAGCAGAAUACUGACUUCAUCUCAAUCACAACAGCUGCAGGUGAAUCGACAGAAACGUUAAGAGUAUUUGCAUAGACUUGUGUAGACUGUUUUAGUAAAGCGCUCGAAGUUCCUCCAUGUUCCAAAACCGGUGCCGAGGAGCGAGCCACGCAAUGCAUAGCACGUCCUCCUUGACGUGUCUACUACCACUGCUGCUUCUACUACUGAUCAUAACAACAACAACAACUAUCAUUUAUCACAUUAGAUAGAGCAAGAUGUGGUAGCCAAGAUAUCAAAUCUUUACCGUCU
Molecule: messenger RNA, 1233 nt
Organism: Boeremia exigua
Lineage: Eukaryota; Fungi; Ascomycota; Dothideomycetes; Pleosporales; Didymellaceae
Exons: 1
Coding region: 214-1020 (268 amino acids)
Source: RefSeq, a predicted model, not a curated record